Megalobrama amblycephala (Wuchang bream) is the source of this 3803-nucleotide messenger RNA. RefSeq names its product Kruppel-like factor 5a (gene klf5a). Gene Ontology annotation, biological process: regulation of transcription by RNA polymerase II. The coding region runs from base 1171 to 2481 and encodes 436 amino acids. The transcript has 4 exons. The record is from RefSeq and is a predicted model, not a curated record. Gene Ontology annotation, molecular function: RNA polymerase II cis-regulatory region sequence-specific DNA binding; DNA-binding transcription factor activity, RNA polymerase II-specific. NCBI's taxonomy places the organism in Eukaryota, Metazoa, Chordata, Actinopteri, Cypriniformes, Xenocyprididae.
GUCAGCUUGAGAUGGAUAUUUUUAUUUGCCGUGUUGUGUUACUUAUAAAUUUGACACAUUUAUUUACUUAGGGAUCAUAUGGCGUUUGUAAAUAAGCCUUGUCCCGCUGCUUUAUUAACGGGAAGCGCUGGCAGACACAACUUGGAAGCAAUUGUACCUCGUUGGAUGAGAAUCAUAAAGAAUUUAAGGAUUCCGGCGCCAUUAACGGUUAUUUUAGUGCUUUCAAGGAAUAGCCUAUAGGCUAAAAAAAAAUCUUAUAGUCGGUUGCUAAAUCAUGAGAUCAUUUCAGAUUAAUAAACCAGAUACAAAACAAAUCAGAAAUAAAUAUGCCUAAAAAAGUUCCUGCAAAAUAAAUUAUAAGUUAUAAUGUGUCCACGUCAUCUAGGGUAAGUAUAGUAGGCUAUAACAUAGUAGGCUAAUAUUUGACUUCUGUAAGCGAGUAACUGAUUCACAAAUACAGUAAGAUAUUCAGAAGUGUUUUGAUUCCCGACUCAUAUGAGUCGGUUCUUUUGAAUCAGACUACCCUGACCAUGCUGUUUGUUGUUGAAUCACUUAAAAGAACCGAUUCACAAGAGUCAUUCGUUCGGGAAUCGAAUACACUGAAUGAGAACCGUUUUACUUGUUAUGAACCCUUCACUGGCUUCUCUGUUGGUUAUUUUUACAGAACGAUAUUAAAAAAAAUGUAUGUUUUCAUCACAAAAUGAACUUUGAAAUAACUUAUAAAAAUAUAGUUAUAAAAAUAGUCUAAUGAAUAGUCUAGCCCCCAACACGUUAUUGCUAUUUAUAGUCAGUUGUGAUUUUAAUAUUAAGUAUUCUACACUGCCGUCAUUAUGGAAAUGUUAAGGGAAAUACGUAGGCUACGGCUGGCCAGAUUUAACUCCGGCUGUUUUGACGGGUUUGUUCUGCUGUUACAGUAACAGCAGUAGUAAAGGUGUAGCCGUCUCACUUUCUUAGUCCCUGACAGAGUCAGGCCCCGCCCUUUCAGCGAUUAUAUGCUACAUAUAUCCCGGAGCUCCAGGAACGGAGCGAGGCAAAACGGGAUAUUACUAUCGAAAGCGCGCACACAUACACGCACGGGUGUCAUUCCAUGCACCAUACACUCACUUCCCCUUCCUCAACGUCUAUCAAAACACAUUUCGCGGACGCUCUCUCCGUCACAUCCACGGGUUUAUGGCCGCUACGCUUCUUACGAUGAGCGCUGCGCUCGCACCGGGACAAGAUGACUUUCUCUCGCUUCUCAAACCCUCACUAUCCGAGGGCUUUCAGGAGGACUCCUCUCUGUUUCCAUUUGAAGCCAAGAAUCCCGAUACGGAAAGGGGCUUAUCAAACGACUAUUCUCAGGCCAAAUUAGAGAUGGAUAAAUAUCUGUCUCCACAACCUGUGGCUCUCCCCGACCUAAAGAAGUCAAGACGAGAGAGUAUCUCAGUAAUGGACCAGUUUUUCGGAGACGACCACGGUUCCCCCUACAGCAUCAACAUGAAUGUCUUCCUGCCCGACAUUGCGUAUCUAAGAACAGGCUUUUGCCGGCCAGCACGGCCUUCGGUUCCCAGCCAGGUCAAAACUGAACCUGUGGCGGCGCCUUUCUCUCAUCCAGAGUGUCCGGUGAGCACGACCGGGCCCGCUCCAUCCACGCUACCAGAUUUCACCAGCAUCUUUAACUCGAAUUCCACUUCAGGCUCUGGAGUGGACACCAUGGACGAUAACACCGGGGUCUUUGUCAAGCAGGAGAUGCAAGGCUUUGACAUCCCGCAGGAUGGGCCGCUCUUCCAGCUCCUCAACUCAGAACUGGACGUCCCCCAUCAAGCCGAUUCUCACUCCCACCCUCACGGUCACUCUGUGCCCUCACAGAUGCCUACUUUCCACGACCUGCACUUAGCGACCCAACAGACUGCUUCCAAGCCAUACUGUGGCAUGCCCUCCGCCGGGUACCCUCUCGGCCCGGGUCACUUUGUCCAUCCUCAGGGUCAGGCUCACUCGCAGCUCAAAAUGCCCUAUCUUCCCCCUUCGCCUCCCACUUCAGAACCUGGCAGUCCUGACAGACAGAAGGAACUGCUUCACAAUCUGACACCACCACCAUCUUACGCCGCCACUAUCGCCUCCAAAAUGGCUGUCCAUGCACCCAGUCACCCAACCCCCACCUCGACACGACCUUCCGUGACCAACGGGUCCAUGCCUGUCCGUUACAACCGAAGGACAAACCCAGACCUCGAGAAAAGACGGAUACAUCACUGUGAUUUUCCAGGUUGUAAGAAAGUUUACACCAAGUCGUCCCACCUGAAAGCUCACUUGAGGACACACACUGGUGAGAAGCCGUAUAGGUGCACGUGGGAGGGCUGCGACUGGCGGUUCGCACGUUCCGACGAGCUGACGCGUCACUUCAGGAAGCACACCGGAGCCAAACCCUUCCAGUGCGCCGUGUGCAGCCGCAGCUUCUCUCGCUCCGAUCAUCUCGCCCUGCAUAUGAAGAGGCACCAGAAUUAGACACAAAAACACACUAACUCAAACAGACACACAUACUUACUAUUAUGCACAUGAAGUGAUAAGAGAACAACUUAUUUCUUUCUCUACGCCGCGACGAACCUUAUAAUGUUUAGGGUAAUCUUCUCUCUCUGAUCUGUCGAGAGUGUUGAGCUGUCGACUAUAAACUUUUGAUAUUGCCAUGAAAGCCAAUUUCUUGUGGUACCUUCAGAUAUCAUAAAGCCCGGUCCUUUUUCCUUCCUCUUUAGGAUGUAUAGAUCAAAUUUCCGUUAAGAUCCUCAUGUCACAUGUGAUAUUCUUGUACAUGAGACUUGGCUCUCAUCCUCUAAGUGGAAUUUUUUAAGCGUAAUGAAAUGGAACUGAUCAUAACAGGAUUCAUUCUUGUAUCUGCAAAGCACUAAAACACAACUCCCAUUUAACUUUGCACUUGAAUUAGACUGGAAAAGAUGAAUAUCUAUGUAUGAUAAAUACUUUUAAUAUAUAUAUAUAUAUAUAUAUAUAUCACUGGAAUAGUUACUGCUCAUACUGGGGUUUCAAGUACACAGCCUAUACUGCGAUUCCCUCUUUUUAGUUGCUGAAGUAUUUAUAGCUUUGGAUGAUAAUGUGCUGCUACUGAACAGCAAUUAUUUCAUGAAUUAUUAAACAAUGGUAUAGAAAAGCAAUGAGAAGUGGAAAAGGGCUUUAGACAGCUGUGUGAUUUGUACAGUCCCCUUUAUACACACAGAAGCAUGCCGACCAUUUGUUUUCCUACUGUCAUUGAUGCAUAAGCUCAUAUGAAUGUACGAGACCACAGUGACUGUUCUUUUGAAAUAAUGCCUUUGGAUCACAUUUCAUCUUAAAGUGCCUUUUCGUGUUUGUUUUUAUCAGCAGCACAUGCUAGGACUUCUUGUUCACAAAGAGACAGAUAAUAAAAAUGGAUCAGAUUACCAUUAUUUCACUCUUACCGCGAUUCGCCUGCCUUUCAUAAGUUUAAGAGAGGGUUAAAAUAUCACCUGGUUCUUGUAAAAUCGAUGUAUUUAUUGCAUUGGCUUUGUGAAGUGGAAUUUGACAAGUUUUGUGUAAUUGAAAUGCCUUAAUGUAAAUAUAUGACAUUUUAUUGUAAAUAUUAUUUUGAAUUAUUUUUGUUGCUCUGUUUUCUUUUUCUUUUCUUUUCUUUUUUUUUUUUUUUUGAAAAAGGAGGGCAUCAUAUUGCUCUGGAUUUUGGCUGUGUGACUAUUUUUGUUUCUUUGAAUUUUUUACUUAAACUUGUUUUGUAGAUUAUAUUUCUAAAUUGGUUGCCUACUGAUUGAAAUGAAUUCUAAUAAAAUCAACUUCAUAAUUUUUAA